UCUUUCCCUUCCGGCGAAACCACCAAUUCGGCAAUUACGUGUUCGAGCGAACUUCUCGUAGUUCCUCCUCUAUCACUCUUACACAUAUUGAUAUCUAUAAUUAUCAGUAUAUAACCGUUCCCUCCUAUAUAAUUUCAAACCUAGCAUUUUCCAUUUUCAAUCAUCUUCACUUUUUCUCCCUCCAGAGAAUGAAACUUCUCCAUCGGUCAUACCGAAAAACCACCACAGCGGCCUCCUCUUUUCAACCUCCAAUCUCGCGAUUCAAUCGUCCCCGUCUAAUUCGCCGGAACCACUAGUCAUGCAUACGGAGACUUCCGCCGCCAACGGCGGCGUUAGAUCUGACAUAGCGAAUCACGCCAACAAACAAUUCCACAAUCAAAGCAGCAACAGCAACAACGGUCGAUCGAGUCAGAGAAGUUCGGCCGCGGAUUCGGUGUCUCGGCUGCCGUCGAUUCGCGAGGUAUCGCAAUUGUUGUGUGAGGAACAAGGGAAGUCGAGGAGUAUUGAUGUAGAUAGAGCAAAUGUUAGGGUUUCUGGUAUUCUUUAUAAGUGGGUGAAUUACGGUAAAGGUUGGCGACCUAGAUGGUUCGUGUUGCAGGAUGGUGUUCUGUCGUAUUACAAGAUCCAUGGACCGAAUAAGAUUGUGGUGAGUCAAGUGACUCAGAAAGGGUUGAGACUCAUCGGAGAAAUGUCGCUCCGGCGAAUCUCUCUUCACAAGGGUGGUAGCUGUAGCUCUCAGCUUCUGUUCAAUCCCAUUGGCGAAGUUCAUCUCAAGGUUUCAUCAAUCUGUGAGAGCAAAUGGGACAGCAAGAGGUUUACAGUUUUUACAGGUACUAAGAUGCUGCAUUUGAGGGCUGAGACGCAAGAAGAUCGACAGGCUUGGAUGCAGGCGUUGCAGUCUGUGAAAGAAAUGUUUCCCAGGAUGUCCAACAGUGAAUUAAUGGCUCCUUUGGACAAAGUUGGUGUGUCAACAGAAACGUUGAGGCUGCGGUUGUUGGAAGAGGGUGUUAGUGAGGCCGUGAUCGAUGAGUGUGAGCAGAUCAUGACGAGUGAGUUUGUUGAAUUGCAGAAACAGCUGAUGCUGCUUAAGCAGAAGAAUUGGCGCCUCAUUGACAUGCUGCAACAGUUAGAGGUACACGUAAUGACUAUGAGAAAACAUCAUGCUAAUAGGAUUUGGGAAUCUUCUUCACUUCCUUCAGGGAGGUACUCUGCACAAUCUAGUGCUUUCCAGUCUCCCAAAAACUAACUACUCCACGGGUGGGGAAUUGUGAUUUCUCUGCUCCUUUAUUUUAGUUUGUAAUAAUGUAAAUUUUUAUAAUUUUUUGUCCAAUUCUUUUGUACAAAUGACCAGAUGGGUUUUGACAUGUGUAUUCUCUCAUUGUAAUUUUGAUAAGUAAUUCAAUGAAGCAAGAUGAAUGUCAAUUGGUGUA
Molecule: messenger RNA, 1430 nt
Organism: Cornus florida
Lineage: Eukaryota; Viridiplantae; Streptophyta; Magnoliopsida; Cornales; Cornaceae
Product: oxysterol-binding protein-related protein 1C
Exons: 2
Coding region: 299-1246 (315 amino acids)
Source: RefSeq, a predicted model, not a curated record